CGAGUCGGCUGGUCACGUGAGGCGCUCAGGGCCUGCCGCCGCUUCCCCUAGUCAGAGCGGAGCGAGCCGAGGCAGAGACGAAGAAACAAGAUGGCGGCCGAUGGCGAUCCGGAGCGGGACGCCGGCGAUUCAGACUGAGCGCUCGGCCCUCGCAACUCGGCGGCGCCCCCUCCCUGGCCCAGAACUCUUGCCGUGGGGAGGAGCUCCCCCGCAGCCGCCUGCCCGGAACCCGAGUGCCUUCGCUCGCCUCUCCCCACCCCGCUCCCUCUCUCCCCCCCCCUCGGCCAGCGCCCAGCGAUGCGGGGCCGGCGAGGCAGGCCGCCCAAGCACCAGCAGCCUGCGGCGGCCCCCGCUCGGGCGAGCACCCCGGCUCCACCCGCCCCACCGGGCCCCAUCGGGGGGCUGAGGUCCCGACUGCGGGGCAGCAGCCGGGGCAGGUGGGCGGCCUCGGCCCAGGCGGCUGGGGCUGUAGGGCCCAGGCAGAGGGGGGUCGGGGCUGCCCAGGCCUCUUCCUCCUCCUCCUCCCCCAGGGGGGGUGGCAGGAGGAAGGGAGGCGGCGGCGGCAGCGGCAGCAGCAGCAGCACCCCUGGUGGGGGAGGCAGUAGCGGUAGGGGCAGGGGCAGGGCUGGAGCGGCGGCGGCGGCAGCAGCCGCAGCAGCAGCGGCGGCGGGAGCAGGAGGCGGAGGCAGCCGAAGCAGCAGCGGCAGCCAAGGCAGGGCUGGGGCUUCUUCCAAGAGGAGCAGCAGCAGCAGCAAAGUGGUGUACGACGAUCAUGAGAGUGAGGAGGAGGAGGACGAGAGCGUGGUGUCCGAAGACGACGACGAGGAAGGGGACCCGGAGGAGAAGCGGGACUCCGACGAAGAGGCGGUGGUCAUGGAAGAGGAGGAGGACGACGACGACUCGGACUACCCCGAAGAGAUGGAGGACGAGGACGAUGCCAGCUACUGCACCGAGAGCAGCUUCAGGAGCCACAGCACCUACAGCAGCACCCCAGGUAGGAGGAGACAAAGAGUACAUCGUCCACGUUCUCCGAUACUGGAAGAAAAAGACAUCCCUUCCCUUGACUUGCCUAAAUCCUCAGAGGACUUAAUGGUGCCUAAUGAGCAUAUAAUGAAUGUUAUUGCAAUCUAUGAGGUACUGCGGAACUUUGGCACUGUUUUACGCUUGUCCCCUUUUCGUUUUGAGGACUUCUGUGCUGCUCUGGUAAGUCAGGAGCAGUGUACACUUAUGGCAGAGAUGCACAUAGUGCUUUUAAAAGCUGUUUUACGUGAAGAAGACACUUCAAAUACUACCUUUGGACCUGCUGACCUCAAAGAUAGCGUUAAUUCCACAUUGUAUUUCAUAGAUGGGAUGACAUGGCCUGAGGUUCUGCGGGUAUAUUGUGAGAGUGACAAGGAAUAUCAUCAUGUUCUUCCUUUUCAAGAGGCAGAAGACUAUCCGUAUGGACCAGUUGAGAAUAAAAUCAAAGUUCUCCAGUUUUUAGUGGAUCAGUUUCUAACAACAAACAUUGCGCGUGAGGAGUUAAUGUCGGAAGGUGUGAUACAAUAUGAUGACCAUUGUAGAGUUUGUCAUAAACUGGGGGAUUUGCUUUGCUGUGAAACUUGUUCAGCUGUGUACCAUUUGGAGUGUGUGAAACCACCUCUUGAAGAGGUACCAGAGGAUGAAUGGCAGUGUGAAGUUUGUGUAGCACAUAAGGUGCCUGGAGUAACAGACUGUAUUGCUGAAAUCCAAAAAAAUAAACCAUAUAUUCGACAUGAACCUAUUGGAUAUGACAGAAACAGGAGGAAAUACUGGUUCCUGAACAGGAGGAUUGUUAUAGAAGAAGAUUCAGAGUGUGAGAAAGAUAAGAAAAUCUGGUACUAUAGCACAAAAGUCCAGCUGGCAGAAUUAAUUGAAUGCCUUGACAAAGAUUACUGGGAAGCUGAUAUCUGCAAAACUCUGGAAGAAAUGCGUGAAGAAAUACAUCGGCAUAUGGAUAUAACAGAAGACCUCACUAAUAAAGCACGGGGUAGCAACAAAUCUUUCCUUACUGCAGCAAAUGAAGAAAUUCUGGAAGCAAUCAGAGCCAGAAAGGGAGAAAUAUUGGAGGAUAAAGGCUUAGUAGCUGAUGAAAUAGAAAAAGAAAAAGUCAAUGUUGAGAAUAAAGACAGUACAGAUACUGAUAAUGGCAAAGAGGAACUUCUAAACGAACAACUGGAUGUAAAUGAAACGUCACUGGAGGAAAGUUCUGAAAGAGAGCGAAAGGAAGAGCCAAUAGACGGGGAUAAAAGUAACUCUGUGGCAUCACCUAUUGGAGGCAACAUCACGAACCCUUCUGUGGGAGAGACUAAUGCUUUUGAAGGGAAGAACACAGUGGGCUGUGAAUCAGAAAUACUUGAUAACAACGUGGAAGAAAAGACACUGGCAUCAUCGGCCCUGAAAGACGUCUCAGGUACAGAAGAUGAAACCGCUAAGUCAAUUUCUAUCCUGAAUGAGGGUACAUCUGCUGAAGCACUCCUAUCUGAUCCAGAAAUCAGUGGUAACAAUGAACUACAUUCUCUGCAAAGUGACUUGAUGAGGUCAUCUGAUGAAGUGGAAAAUAUUGAAGGAGAAUCCCAGAGCUCAGAGGAGUUAGGGGAUAAAUCUAAUGGUGAAAGAAGUGAAUCUCCAAACACAGGUCGAAGCACCCCAGGUUCAACACGAAUGGUCACCAGAUUACGAAAUCCAGAAAGCAAACUCAGCCAGCUGAAAAGCCAGCAGGUUGCUGCUGCCGCACAUGAAGCCAAUAAGCUAUUUAAAGAGGGCAAAGAGGUCCUGGUGGUUAAUUCCCAAGGGGAAAUCUCCCGAUUAAACACCAAGAAGGAAAUAGUGAUGAAAGGAAACAUCAACAAUUACUUUAAGCUAGGUCAAGAAGGGAAGUACCGUGUCUACCACAAUCAGUAUGCCACCAAUUCUUUCGCUUUGAACAAGCAUCAGCACCGGGAAGACCAUGACAAAAGACGGCACCUCUCUCACAAAUUUUGUCUGAGUCCUGCUGGAGAGUUCAAAUGGAAUGGAUCUGUCCAUGGGUCAAAGGUUCUCACGAUAUCCACUCUGAGGCUUACAAUUAUUCAACUUGAGAACAACAUCCCAUCCUCAUUCCUUCACCCCAACUGGGCUUCGCACAGGUCUAACUGGAUCAAGGCUGUUCAGAUGUGUAGCAAACCUAGAGAAUUUGCAUUAGCUUUGGCUAUACUGGAAUGUGCAAUUAAACCAGUCGUCAUGCUCCCAAUCUGGAGGGAGUCUUUGGGACACACCAGAUUACGCAGAAUGACAGCUAUUGAAAGAGAAGAAAAGGAGAAAGUGAAAAAAAAGGAGAGAAAACAAGAGGAGGAAGAAACCAUGCAACAAGCAACAUGGGUGAAAUAUACCUUUCCUAUCAAACACCAGGUUUGGAAACAAAAAGGAGAAGAAUAUAGAGUAACUGGAUAUGGUGGAUGGAUCUGGAUUAGUAAAACACAUGUUUAUAGAUUUGUGCCCAGAUUACCUGGAAAUACUAAUGUCAGUUACAGGAAAUCACUACCAACAAAGAGUGACGAUGCUGUCAUGACAGAAAAACAGUGUGAACUGGAUAAAAGAAAAAAUCCAGCAAAAAUAAAAAUAGAGCAUGGUUCUUUGAAAGACAAAAUAAAAAACUUCCGUGAACCACACAAGAAGGACCAAAAAGAAAUGGAAAAUUCUGAGACAACAAAAAGAGGUCGAGUGAAAGAAGAAAGUGAACUGAAUGAAGAAAAAGCUGAAACUGACACACACUUAGAAAAAGCAAAUCAUACAAAAGAAGGAGAGAAAGAAACUGAUGGAAAUAAAGAUAUAAAAGAAGAACCUAUGGAGGUAGAUGAAGUGAAAAUGGAUACCUCUACAAAAUAUGAAGACAGCCUAAUCAAUGUAGAUUUAAUCAAUGUUAGUGAAGGUUUUCACUUAAGGACGUGUUAUAAAAGGAAAGUAAAAACAUCAAAACUAGAUGGACUACUUGAAAGGAGAGUAAAACAGUUUACAUUAGAGGAGAAGCAGCGACUAGAAAGAAUAAAGCUUAAAGCUAGUACGAGCUCUUCAGGUUGUAAACCUCUGAGUUCACAGAAGAAUGUGGAUGACUUAAAAAUAACUAAAGCUGGAGAUGGAAAGCAAAUUGAUUUAACUUCCCAAAACAGAACUCAUAUUGCAGAUACAAAUCAAGCUGAAAAUCUUGUUCAAGACCGCAUGUCAUCUAGCAAUCUUCACUUAACCAAAACUAGUGAACCAGUCCAAUCUUUGCCUUGCUUAAAUAGACUUUUAGAAGGAGAAGCAGCUGUAACCUCAAUUCAGUGCCCUGAUCCUCAGAGUUUGAUAGUGAAGAAUACUAAUGAAAGUGGUUCUGAAUCCGUGGAUACAGUUAAAAUUCAAAGGUGGAAUAAGGAAAGAGACAGUGAUAAUUUCAUUAUGGAGGACUCGGAGCCAGUAAAGAAAGAAAUACAAAAAUGUGGUGUCUUGGAGGACAAUGCAAAAUGCUCAGAGCAAAUCAAUACCACAGAGUCUCAGUGUGAAAAAGUUAUUCAGUCAAUGGUAACUGAAAGCAGCUGUGAAGGAGAUGCUUUAUCUUUGACUAAGGAAGGAGGUGAAGCAUUAAAAUCUGAAAAACAGGACUGCGAUUCUGUAGGAACUUGUGGUUUAGAACAUCAUCCUGAGGUGGUAUCACUGCAGGCAAAUGAAGUAAAAGAGAGCCUCUCAAAAAAUAAUGAAGUUGCAUUAAAUCAGAAGCUGACUCAGGGAGGCCUAAAACCACUAUAUACUGAACUCGCCUCAGAAAAGGCAUUUGAAACCAAAAUUCCUGACAUCAUUGGAGCAAAUAUCGAUGAGGUAGUGAAGUCUAAAAUAACUGAAACAAAUGGUGAAAAACAAAACCAGGAAAAGUGUGUCCCACCAAGUUCCCUGAACAAAUGCUUUGAUGAGAUUAAAAGUAUUGCUGACAAAAACAAUAAUAAAAAUGGAGAACUGGAUGCCCAAACAGAAAAAGAAAAAGGAGCAGCAUUUCAAAUUAAUGGGAAAGACACUGAUUUUAAAGCAUUACCUAAUGAAGAAGGCUUAAAAAGUGAGGCACUUGCACACACAGAGAGCAAUAUCGACUCUAAAGUCAACAAUAUUAACAAAAGCAAUCCUUUCAUUAAACCAUUUCCUUCUAAUGAACUUGUAAAACCAUUUAUGAAUGGUGAUGUUACUAUAGAAGAUACAAAUAAAAAAAAUAAUUUGGAAAGUGAGUUGUGUGUACAAAGUCCUAUGGAUACAGGUGGUGAUUCUGGAGAAAAUGAUUUGCUUCAAGAUCAUGUGUCACAGCCUAUUCAAAAUAAUGAGAGCAAGCAGUGUUCUUCUGAAAACUCUAGUCCUGUUAAUAAAACAUCCACGCCAGCCCUACCCUCCUGCAAUGAGAACAGUGUAUAUAGUGAAACAGAAUGCAUGGAAAUUGAACCACCUUGUGUUAAGAGAGCUGCCCUGUCACCCGUAAUUUCAUGUGAGGAAUCUAGCUUGAGUAAUGACUUUGCUGAUCAGAAUGGAUUACAAGCGUACAACAAAGCUGAAAGCAUCAAUGGAGAGAAUGCAGUAAAAGCUGUUGUUACAGAAGUGACUACUACAUCAACUAUUUCUACAGAAUCCAAAACAGUUUAUAAAGUAUCAGAGAUGUCUGCUAUCAAGGAUGAGAAAGAGAAUGUGGUGUCGUCCACUGAAAACUGUUCUGUAUCUACUGUAACUACAACCACCACCACCACUGUAACAAAGCUGACGACUCCUACUACAGAUACUAACACUGAUGUCAUUUCUGUAAAGGAGCAUAGUAAAACUGUGGUUACGACGACAGUGACUGAUUCCUUGACUACUCCAGGAGGAACGUUGGUGGCUUCUAUGACAGUGAGCAAAGAAUAUUCCACAAAGGACAAAGUGAAGCUAAUGAAAUUUUCAAGACCUAAAAAGACACGCUCUGGAACAGCAUUACCAUCUUAUAGGAAAUUUGUUACCAAAAGCAGUAAAAAAAGCAUCUUUGUUUUGCCCAAUGAUGACCUAAAGAAGCUGGCAAGAAAAGGAGGGAUCAGAGAGGUUCCUUGUUUCAAUUAUACUGCUAAGCCUGCUUUGGAUAUUUGGCCAUAUCCAUCACCAAGACCAACUUUUGGUAUUACUUGGAGAUAUCGACUUCAAACCGUAAAAUCUUUGGCAGGGGUUAGCCUUAAGUUGAGGUUGCUCUGGGCAUGUCUAAGGUGGGAUGAUAUGGCUGCCAAACCCCCACCUGGAGGAGGAACUACACGCACAGAAACAUCAGAAACAGAAAUUACAACAACUGAAAUAAUCAAACGGAGAGAUGUUGGACCAUAUGGAAUUCGAUCAGAAUAUUGUAUUCGGAAAAUUAUUUGUCCUAUUGGUGUUCCCGAAACUCCAAAAGAAACUCCCACACCUCAAAGGAAAGGUCUUCGAUCUAGUGCAUUGAGGCCUAAAAGACCAGAAACUCCAAAGCAAACAGGCCCUGUUAUAAUUGAAACCUGGGUAGCAGAGGAAGAAUUGGAACUGUGGGAGAUAAAAGCAUUUGCUGAAAGAGUGGAGAAGGAAAAGGCACAAGCAGUUGAGCAACAGGCUAAGGUUAGUGAACAGAAGAAGGCCGAGGAAUUCAAGGCCCAAAUGGAGGCUCAACUAAAACAGCAACGAUUGGCUGCCCAGCAGAAACGGCUGGAGCAACAAAAGCAGCUGCCUGCAGUAUGUGGUGCCACUACUGCUGUAACAACUAGCAGUACUGCAACCACAGUCUCCACUCCCCAGAAAGUUAUGGUAGGCCCAUUACCACGCUCUGUGCCCAGUGGAGCCAAAGUAGUACUUGCUACUAAAGUGGGAUCUCCAGCUACAGUAACAUUCCAGCAGAACAAGAACUUCCAUCAGACUUUUGCUACUUGGGUUAAGCAAGGCCAGUCUUCAACAGCCACAAGCACAACCGCUACAUCAGCAACAACCAUUUCCAGCAGCGGCCAGACUUUCCAGAUUGCAAGCAGUCCAGUAACUAUGGCAGGCAAAGUGAUUACAAAGCUGCCGCUGCCUGCAAAUAGCAAGAUAGUUGCUGUUAAUGUACCAGCCACUCAAGGAGGUGUUGUUCAAGUACAACAGAAAGUGUUGGGUAUCCUUCCAUCAACUACUGGAGCAAACCAGCAAACCUUUACUUCAUUCCAGCCAAGAACAGCAACUGUAACUAUUAGGCCAAAUAAUGCAACGACUGUAUGUACGACGAGUGCUUCACAAGUAAUUUCUGGUACACCUCUCCGCCCUGGGAUGACCGUUAUAAGGGCACCACUUCAGCAGUCAACAUUGGGAAAGACCAUCAUUCGAACACCUGUUGUGGUACAGCAAGGUAUUCUUCCAGCCAGCCAGAGUCAGCAAGUAGUGACUCAGAUCAUCAGAGGUCAGCCUGUUUCAACAGCAGUAUCUAGUUCUACCACAGUUUCUACUAGUCAGAAGAUAGCGACAACUUCAGGGGCACCAUCGCAGCACAUGCAACCACCAGCCACACCAUCACACCCUCCUCGUCCUCAACAGGGUCAGGUGAAACUUACAAUGGCGCAACUCACACAGCUCACACAAGGACAGGGUGGCAGUCAGGGUUUGACUGUGGUCAUUCAGGGGCAGGGUCAAACAACUGGCCAGUUGCAGUUGAUCCCCCAAGGUGUAACAGUAAUACCAGGACCAGGACAGCAGCUAAUGCAAGCAGCUAUGCCAAAUGGUACAAUUCAGAGAUUUCUUUUCACCCCAUUACCAGCAGCAGCUACUGCAGCUAGCACAACUACCACAACAGUUUCCACGUCAACAUCAGCUUCAGGAGAACAGAAGCAGACUUCUCCAGCACCAACACAAACACAAACACAGCCAGUGUCAGCACCUCCACCUGCUGAACCCCCGACUCAGCCCCCAGCCCAACCACAAGGGCAGCUUCAGAGUGUUCAACCUCAGACGCAGUCCCCUGCGCAGCUGCAGCCUGCUCAAUCUCCACUUCAGGCUGAUGCUCGGAUCCCACCGGAAGCGCAGACUCCAGCUUCCCAUCCAUGUGCAGUGAUCUCUGAAACACAGCCGCCGACAGCACCACCAGCUACAACUCCUGCCAUUGUUCAGACUUCAUCCCUGAGCCAUGCACAAGGGCAGCCUUUGGCUCAGGUUCAGAACCAGCCACAGACUGUUGUACACCCACAAACUCCACCCAAAGUCCAAACUGUUCAGCCAGCCCAAGUGCAGACCACAAUCCAUCAGCAGGUUCAGAUGCAGCCACAUCCUCCUCUACAAAUUCAGACUCCGCAGUCCCAGGUCCCAACAUCAGUUCCGACUUUGUCAACUGUACAAACGGUCAGUCAGGUUACUGUGCAGUCUCCGCGCCCUCAGCUGCAAAUUCAGCCCCCGCACACGAAAGUGAUUACCGUGCCCCAGCUUCAGCAGCAAGUCCAAGUGUUCUCCCAGCUUCAGCCCCACGUUGUGGCUCAGAUCCAGGCCCAGCAAGGUGGCAUGCCUCAGCAGAUCAAACUUCAGUUACCUAUUCAGAUUCAGCAAGCUGGCCCAGUGCAAGCACAUCAGAUCCAGAAUGUAGUUACUGUCCAAGCAGCUAGUGUUCAAGAGCAACUGCAGAGGGUCCAGCAGCUCCGAGAGCAGCAACAGAAGAAAAAACAGCAGCAUAUUGAAAUAAAACGUGAACACUCCCUUCAGGCUUCUAAUCAAAGUGACAUUAUCCAGAAACAGGUGGUAAUGAAACACAAUGCUGUGAUAGAACACUUAAAACAGAAAAAGACAUUGACUCCUGCUGAGCGUGAAGAGAAUCAGCGAAUGAUAGUGUGUAACCAGGUAAUGAAGUAUAUUCUGGACAAGAUAGAUAAAGAAGAGAAGCAAGCAGCUAAGAAACGAAAGCGAGAAGAGAGUGUGGAACAAAAGCGUAGUAAACAGAAUGCAACCAAACUUUCAGCUCUUCUCUUCAAACAUAAGGAACAACUGAAAGCUGAAAUACUGAAGAAAAGAGCACUUUUGGACAAAGAUUUACAAAUCGAAGUACAGGAAGAGCUAAAGAAAGACCUGGCUAAAAUUAAGCGAGAAAAAGAAAAGGCCCAAGCAGCUGCAGCCGCAGCCGCCGCUGCAGCCCCUCCCCCUCCCCCGCCCCCACCACCCCCUCCGCCCCCACCCCCUCACACUGCCAGUGCUGCAGCAACAACCACGGUCACAAUACCUGUUUCGUCCCACAAGAGAAAGCGUGAGGAGGAGAAGGAGUCGUCAUCUUCAAAAUCCAAGAAAAAGAAAAUGAUUUCUACUACCUCAAAGGAAACCAAGAAGGACACAAAGCUUUACUGCAUCUGCAAGACGCCUUACGAUGAAUCAAAGUUCUAUAUUGGCUGUGAUCUUUGUACUAACUGGUAUCAUGGAGAAUGUGUUGGCAUCACAGAAAAGGAGGCUAAGAAAAUGGAUGUGUACAUCUGUAAUGAGUGUAAACGGGCACAAGAGGGCAGCAGUGAGGAAUUGUACUGUAUCUGCAGAACACCUUAUGAUGAGUCACAGUUUUACAUUGGCUGUGACCGAUGUCAGAAUUGGUAUCAUGGGCGCUGCGUUGGUAUUUUGCAAAGCGAGGCAGAUCUCAUUGAUGAGUAUGUCUGUCCGCAAUGCCAGUCCACUGAAGAUGCCAUGACAGUACUUAGUCCUUUGACUGAUAAAGAUUAUGAGGGGCUGAAAAGAGUGCUACGUUCGUUACAGACUCACAAGAUGGCUUGGCCAUUCCUUGAACCUGUAGAUCCUAAUGAUGCUCCAGAUUAUUAUGGUGUUAUCAAAGAACCUAUGGACCUUUCCACCAUGGAGGAAAGAAUACUGAAGCGUUACUACAAAAAGGUGACUGAGUUUGUGGCCGACAUGACCAAAAUUUUUGAUAACUGUCGUUACUACAAUCCGAGUGACUCCCCUUUUUAUCAGUGUGCAGAGGUUCUUGAAUCAUUCUUUGUACAGAAACUAAAAGGAUUCAAAGCAAGCAGAUUGUGAUAACUUUAGUCUGAUCUUUCUUUCGGGAAUCAGAACUGGAUGUUUGGCUUAUUCUUUCAUUGUACCAUGUCAUUAACUUUUUUUUUUUUCUUAAUCCACACUCACGGUUCAUCUGUAAAAUAUGCUUGAAUGUGGAAGCAGUUAUUUGCUAGCAGCUGUGUUGGAAAAUGAAAUUGAUUCUUUGAAUUCUGUAUCAAAACAGUCCAAUAAUAGUAAUGGAAGCUAUGUAAUACCAUUUAUUUCCUGUCACUAAUAAAAAAAAUUUCCAAAAGAAGAUUUGAUGAAUUCUAACAAAAUGUGAUAUUUGUAAUGUACUUUCGACCAAUAAAUACGCACUAUCCAACCAUUUCCCAAAGCAAUGUAAAUUAGGUACAUAUUUAUUGCAUGUACCUCCCUCUCUGAGUACUAUGAUGCAACACUUCUGAAUUCUUGGAUAUUCCAAUUGAACAUUGUGUUUUUGGACAGAACUAAAGAUGUCUAUGUAGUGAAAGGUCAGAGGUUCUGUCUGUAGAUGGUGUUUGUCUACAAAAGAUGAACAGGAACAGCAACAUGGCUGCAUUCCCAGCUGAAUGACUGGCCCUUGGCAUCUGCUUAAAGCAUCUGAGGUCUCUUAAAUGAAGGGUGCUUAAUUGUUCCCUUUUUCUGCAUUCUUCAGGUCUCAUAACAACAAACUGCAGUCUACAGCUUCUUAAAGUUCCACGUGUUACCCUAACACACAGCAAGAAUCUGGUUGUCUGAAAAUUUUUAAUUGAGAAGCCAGAGGUUUUUAGUCAGGUUGUCCUGACAAGUCUUGAUGUAAACUGCAUUUUUAUCAGUCACAUCAAAUUAUAUUCUUGGCUAAUUUUGUCCAAAGGACAAAAGAAUGAAAAUCAGCAGCAUCAUUUUCUUGUCAAGAUCAAAUUGUGCUAUUGUGGCAGAAACAGGAAAAUGUUUUGUUGAAGGACAAGAGAGAAAACAAGCAAGGAAGAAGAAAGAUACAGUAAAAUGGGGUCAAGUUUUAACUCCAUGGAAAUGCCACAUCUGUUCUUCAGUGAAGAAGCUGGUUUAAAGUCCACACAGAGAACUUCUGACUGUAUUUAUUUAUUGUUGCAAAAGGACGCUUUUUUAUUGCUGCCCUCAUUUGUCAGCUAAUUAUUUUUUUCUUAUAAACCCCGGCCCUGGUUAUAUGUAACCCAUUCUGUAUCUUACCAUGAUUCCUGUAGAUAAAAGUACAAGAUGACCUCUAGAUGUCUUUUCUUUCUAUGAAAGGAGCUGCUAUGUACACAUGUGCACAAACUGGGAAUCAACAAUGAGUUUAUCGUUCAUGGUAGAUGAAAACAAUUAAGCUUGCAUAAAAGUUGGGCUAAGUGGUCAUGGACUACAGACUCUGUUGCCUUGAAUCUAACAGUACAAUUUGUCAUUUACUCUGCACCAGACUGAUAUGAGUAAAAUCUAUUUGAAGGUAUCUUGUUUGUAAACAUUUGUCAGAUUCUAAUUUUUUUCUUUUUGUAUUAAAAAUUCAAAAUAUGGAUGUAUAUGAAACAAAAUAAAUGGAGAUCAUUGUUCUCUC
Hemicordylus capensis (graceful crag lizard) is the source of this 11566-nucleotide messenger RNA. RefSeq names its product bromodomain PHD finger transcription factor (gene BPTF). The record is from RefSeq and is a predicted model, not a curated record. Gene Ontology annotation, cellular component: NURF complex. Gene Ontology annotation, biological process: regulation of transcription by RNA polymerase II. The coding region runs from base 298 to 10017 and encodes 3239 amino acids. Gene Ontology annotation, molecular function: zinc ion binding; RNA polymerase II cis-regulatory region sequence-specific DNA binding. The transcript has 32 exons. NCBI's taxonomy places the organism in Eukaryota, Metazoa, Chordata, Lepidosauria, Squamata, Cordylidae.